AUGUCUCCGUUUGAGCAUGGAGAAGUAUUUGUAUUAGAUGAUGGUGGAGAGGUGGACUUGGACCUUGGAAACUAUGAGCGGUUUUUAGACAGUACAUUGACCCGUGACAACAAUUUAACAACCGGAAAGAUAUACCAACAGUUUAUUGACAAAGAAAGGAAAGGAGACUACCUCGGAAAAACUGUUUUAGUUUUCUUUAAGGUGGUUCCGCAUGUUACUGAUGCAAUUCAAGAGUGGAUUGAGAGAGUAGCUAAUGUUCGUGUUGAUGGAAAGGAAGGUUCUCCUGAUGUCUGUGUUAUUGAAUUAGGCGGGACUAUAGGUCAUAUUGAAUCUAUGCCCUUCAUUGAGGCCCUUGGUCAAUUCUCUUAUAAAGCAGGACCUGAUAAUUUCUUCUUGGUUCAUGUGAGCCUUGUACAUGUUCUCAGUGUUGUUGGUGAACAUAAGACAAAGCCAACCCAGCAUAGUGUGCGAGGACUCAGGAGCCUUGGUUUGACACCUAAUAUCCUAGCAUGUCGCAGCACAAAGGCACUUGAAGACAAUGUCAAGACAAAGCUAUCUCAGUUUUGCCAUGUGCCGGAAGAGAAUAUUGUAACGCUCUAUGAUGUUCCAAAUAUCUGGCACGUUCCACUGCUUCUAAGGGAUCAAAAGGUUCAUGAAGCAAUCUUAAAAGAGUUUAACCUCCUUGGGCUUGCUGACGUGACAGAAUGGACUGCAAGAACUAAAAUUUAUGAUACGCUGCAAGAUCCUGUCAGAAUUGCUAUGGUUGGAAAGUACACUGGCCUUACUGAUUCUUACCUCUCCGUGUUGAAGGCCCUUUUGCAUGCUUCUGUUGCAUGUCACAAGAAGCUUGUUGUAGAGUGGGUUGCAGCCAGUGACCUUGAAGAGAUUACAUCACAGGAAGCUCCAGAUGUCCACAAAGCUGCAUGGGAUCUUUUAAAGGGUGCUGAUGGUAUUUUAGUACCAGGAGGUUUUGGUGAUAGAGGAGUGCAAGGAAAGAUACUUGCUACAAAGUACGCCCGUGAAAAUUUAGUCCCUUUCCUUGGCAUAUGCCCUGGGGAUGCAGCUGGCUGUUGUUGA
Messenger RNA from Eruca vesicaria subsp. sativa (arugula), 1077 nucleotides. NCBI's taxonomy places the organism in Eukaryota, Viridiplantae, Streptophyta, Magnoliopsida, Brassicales, Brassicaceae. The record is from the annotation of a GenBank genome assembly.